CCGCACCUCACCGUGCGCGCCCAGGCCCCGCCUACCGUCCCGCCCUCGGCCGCGCUUGAGUUGGAGCCGUUUCCACCACAUUUAGUGUCAUUUACAUGGGUGAGUGCCGAGCGAGAGCUGUGUAAUCCAGUGUCGUUAUUCGCGAGCAGCAAACGGAGCUGGCUGGCCAGAUUUAAGUUGAACUUUGAUUGUGCACCGUGCCGUGAAGCGCGAUUAGAGCAUCUCGCCGCCUCAGCGACCAAGACGCGGACAGAGGGAGCCGAGGUCGCCUCCCCAGCCGGCUCGACUCCCAUGCCACACAAGGAGGAGCCGGGCCUGACCACUGUGUCCCGUGUCAUGUCAGGUCACAGCGGGGUCAACCAGCUGGGGGGCGUCUAUGUCAACGGCCGCCCCCUGCCCGACUCGACCCGACAGAAGAUCGUCGAGCUCGCACACUCCGGUGCCCGGCCCUGUGACAUUUCACGCAUCCUCCAGGUCUCCAAUGGCUGUGUCUCGAAAAUUCUCGGCAGGUACUACGAGACGGGCUCCAUCAAGCCCCGUGCCAUCGGCGGCUCCAAGCCCCGCGUGGCCACCCCUCUCGUGGUCAACAAGGUGGCCGAGUACAAGCGCGAGUGUCCCAGCAUCUUCGCGUGGGAGAUCCGUGACCGGCUACUGUCCGAGGGAGUGUGCUCCAACGACACCAUACCCAGUGUAUCGUCCAUCAAUCGUGUGCUGCGGAACCUGGCGACCCAGAAGGACCAGCAGCAGCACCAGCAGCAGGAGAGUGUGUACGACAAGCUGCGCAUGUUCAACGGUCCCUCGGCGGCCGGCUGGGCCUGGUAUCCCGGCGGGCCGCCGCCCUCCCACCUGACGCUGCCCCAGGCACCCGCGCACGGUCUGCCCGCCCAGCUGCCCACGCGCGACGACAUCAAAAGAGCUGACGGCGCCAGUGAGCCGACCUCGGACGGCAACUCGGAGCACAACUCAUCAGCAGAGGAGGACUCCCAGCUGCGCCUGCGACUCAAACGCAAACUACAGCGCAACCGCACGUCUUUCACCAAUGAACAAAUCGAGUCAUUAGAAAAGGAGUUCGAACGGACCCACUACCCGGACGUGUUCGCCAGAGAGAGACUGGCCGAGAAGAUAGGACUUCCCGAGGCCAGGAUACAGGUGUGGUUCAGUAACCGGCGGGCCAAGUGGCGACGCGAGGAGAAGCUGCGGAACCAGCGCCGGGGUAUCGACUCGGUGGGCGCCAUGCCACACCAUGCCUCGCCGGGCGGCCGGCUGCCCUCCCAGCCGGGCUUCAACUCUAUGUACCCGUCCAUUCCGCAGCCCAUCAGCAUGGCUGACACGUAUAGUUCGAUGUCUCAGUCGCUGGGCGGCAUGAGCUCGGCAGCCGCCGCAGCAGCCGCAGCUGCCGGCGCCGGCUGUCUACAGCAGCGCGAGACGCCCUACCCUUACAUGUUCGACCACCUGAGCACUCUGGGUAGCAUGUCCUCUGCCGCGGCCGCCGGCUACGGACGCUCUUCGUGCAACAUGACCCCGCAGAGCUCCGGACAUGUCGGCUACCCCGGCUCGGCGGCAGCGGCGGCGGCAGCAGCAGCGGCAGCGGCCGCCGCACCGGCCUCAAACGCAGCCACAGGUGUUCUGUCGGCUGGCCUGUCUGUGCCGCUGCAAAUUCACAGCCAGAGCCAGCACGACCUGGCCGCCAACUACUGGUCUCGGCUCCAGUAGCAAGCAGCCGCCGCCGGCCGCUGGUGGUGACACGAGAUUGAUCCGGCGGUCGGCGGUUUUAGUUGCGCUCCAGCGCAAGCGAGCUAGGAAGUUGUGGAUCUAGACACGGGCUCGGCAGCGGAGACGGGUUCGUUUGGGAUAUUUCUUUAGUCGACGCAUCGCUCGGAUCGGGCGUAUCGCGGCGGAGGAUCUUCUCGGAUCGGUGAAUUUCUGAACCGGGACCGACAGUGACUGGGAAUCUCACGGAGUCGAGCGCCGGAGAUACGAGUUCGGCUCGGUCACUGGCACUCUGAAACGGAGUUCGGCCCAAACCACGGACACUGGACCAAGUAUGGCCAUUGGCCUGCACCGGGACUGGAUCUCAUCCUCGGAAAUGAGUUGAUCCUUGCUACAAGCCUCAGUGAUGCCCGCCCUCAGAACUGGAGCCGAGUGACCCAUUGGACCGUCCCGAGUCGCUCAGUCACCUGUCCCGCUGCCGGUCCUUGCGUUUCCCGGUCCACUCGUUCCGUUUCCCAGCCCGCCCGUUUCCCGUUUCCAGGUCCGUCCUGGUCGCCAUACUGACGACCUUGUCCAGCGUCACACAAUAGUGGGUCGGUGGCCGGCGGGUCGCCCCUCCCCUCCCCAGUUCCCGCUCCGCCCCGCCCCGCAGUCGGCCAUGACUGCUGUGCUUCGUCAACCAGAGGGCGGUACCUGAGGGGUCGCCGCACGCGGAGGGGGGGGGGGGGGGAGCCUGUUACACAGGUGUGGGGACAGAUGCGUACUACAGAGCCGCAGGGGAAGGGGAGGACAGUGGCUCUCCAAAGAAAUGAUAUGCGUUGACGUAGCGUUUUACGGCGCGAAAUGUGUGACAAGGUACUGACAGAUCAUUGUUUAGGUAGCUCGUGUUUAGGUGCUUCGCUUUUGACAAUGUGUUUUUAAUCGAUUGGUUUUAUGUGGAAUGGUGCGAUUUCUUAGCUACGUGACUUGGACAAACACACUUGCUUUGGAAAAGAUGAUUCAUUAUCAAUCGGUUUAUUUUUUAUUGAAACAAAGCCGGGGCUGUAGGGAUAUUCGCCCCACAGUUCUCAGAAGCAAAAAUGGACAUUGCUGUCGAUUUGUUCCACCGACCAGUCAAACUUAGCUGCAAGGCCAUUUGGUUGCUGAAUAGGUCCAUUCUUUAUGUUAGGUAUUCUCAAUUGACGUUUCUUGCACGGCACGUAACAUAACACGUGCUUCCCUAGAAUAAUAACAAAAAGUGCACAAAUGAAAGAGGUGCAUGCAAAGACAAAGAUUCAGGUAUCAUGCACAAAUGAAGAUGGCAAAUGCAUGCAUGUGGUGUCAAUUUUAAUGGUUUCAAACAAGUGAAUCAUAAAAAAUCAUUACACAAUGGGUCACCGUGAUUGAACUAACAUUUCUUUUUUCUAAGGCGGGGAGAUAACAGGUCAAACACGACAUUGCAGCGUACCGUUUGAAUCAAUAACACAUUUGCUUUUAAAUACCUAUAAGGUAAAAUCACCUCAACAAACCAAACCACGAUGCAUGCCGCUAAACCAGCAGCGAGCUGCCUUUGUAAGCCACCCCGUUAACAAACAUGGGGUCAUGCUCAGCGCCUGGUCACAUUUUGCUAACAAAUAGAUUGAUAGUGAGGAACGGUUCCUAACGGGCCUCCUGUGUGGGUUCAGUCUACCUUUCAGCUAGCGCGUUCUGUCGACGAGCGCUCGAUGCCCGUCGGCACGGGGGAGGGAGACGAAAGUGUUGUGUUUGUUGGCGUCCGCCAUGUGCGAUGUUUGAGCCAGUGUACUUGUGCUUGUGUUUUCUGGCGUACCUAUCGAUAGUAGGAAGUAGAUUUAUUGUUGCAUGUUACCACUCCGGGCCGCCAGGCGAGCGCGAACUGUUUCAUAAUAUAACUAGGCCUUAUCAGAGUGCGCAGCGGAGUACAGCUACGGCGAAUCAUUGUAGGCAGGCGACACAGAGCUGGAGUAGACUGCCAUUCUGUGCUUUUCUCUUGUUGUCAUCGUGAAGUGGGGGUAGCGUGAGGGCGCUGGUCGCUGUGAAGAGAAGCAGUGACGAUUUGGGGAGACGGACAGCUCGGGAGAUAGGCGUGAGAGCCGCACAAAGCGUUCGCCCGCGCCGCUGUCGCGUGUACCAUAUGUGCUGAGUGGAGUUCGACUAUGGUGGUGUGCUGUAUAAUAGGUCUACAUACUGUGUACAUACAAACAACGUGUAGGACUAUGAAGCGAAUGUAAUAAACUGGAAAUAAGA
Molecule: messenger RNA, 3954 nt
Organism: Amphibalanus amphitrite
Lineage: Eukaryota; Metazoa; Arthropoda; Thecostraca; Balanomorpha; Balanidae
Product: paired box protein Pax-6-like
Exons: 10
Coding region: 292-1713 (473 amino acids)
Biological process (GO): regulation of transcription by RNA polymerase II; anatomical structure development
Molecular function (GO): DNA-binding transcription factor activity, RNA polymerase II-specific; RNA polymerase II cis-regulatory region sequence-specific DNA binding
Source: RefSeq, a predicted model, not a curated record